Messenger RNA from Amoebophrya sp. A120, 3520 nucleotides. The record is from the annotation of a GenBank genome assembly. Lineage: Eukaryota; Dinophyceae; Syndiniales; Amoebophryaceae.
CCGUGGUUUCACGAACAGGCUCCUUCGCGUUUUGAUUUCUUGAUUUGCCGAUCCCCAUCCCCUUCUUGUUUGUUCCUCGUGUAGCAUAGACGACCUUUUUUAGUUUCCCCUCUUCUGUGUAUAAAAAAGGAAUUUCCCAAGCGAGUAUUUAAUGCGUUUUACCGUUUCUGCACAGACUUAGUAGGGUCGGUUUUGAAAGAGUAAAAGAGAACGCAUCGGCUGGUUGACAACUGCGACAGUGUAUCCAUAAAAAAUUAGACAACGCAAACUUUCAUCAUGAUGAUGGAUUAUUAGCUGGAGCUCGCAUGAGUUGUCACCUGAAAGUUAUUCUUGAUUUAUCCUCAGGUACUUCUACUUGCUUCAUGCUCAAAAUCCUUCUUCCCCAGCAUUUUUAUUUUUUUAUCUUCAACUACAGCAAUAUUGGUUUAAACAUAAUUUUGUACUACAAAAAGUGUACCAAAAUACGAAUGUGCGUUGACCAAUACCCUUACGCAUCCAAGUACCAUUUACAAAACCACUUAAAUCGGUACCAACGAGCUCUCCCGAAAUAAAACGAUCGACGAUCCACCAUGGCUCCGUCCGACACCUCUCCCGCUGCGGACACGACGAGCAACAUGCAACAACCCGGCUCUGUUUCCGCUCAAGUUUUGUCUGAGCUGGCCGACGUGGGUGUCCUGGUGCCACAAAUUUUGUGCCCGAAUCCGGAAACGGUUGACCUGGAAAAAUGGGCUGUUAUAGCGUGCGACCAGUACUCGGCGGAGCGGAGCUACUGGGACCGGGUCGCAAAAAAUGUCGGGGACGCGCCGUCAUCGCUGCAUUUGAUCUACCCCGAGGCCUAUCUGUCGGACCAAAAAGACGACUACCAGUACGGAAGGGAAAUUUUGACUCAUCGAGCUAACUCUUAUUUGCGAGGCAAGCUGCACGAAGUUCAACUUCAAUCUACAAUAGCGUCGAACGCAGUCGCUGUUGCAAAUCAAGACGAAACUACCUGCGUCUCUGUCUUUGCUAAUCGCCUCGCAGUGUUAGGAGUGCAGCUCAUUGGAUACAAACAAAUUGAGGAGUGAGCCUAGUCUGAGUCAAAAUUUUGUUCGCAUACCUGCUUGCGUCGCAUUCGGCACUACAUGAAGCAGUACCUAGCCGGAUUUGAAGGAGUAUUGGGUGCCACCGGUACUAGUCCACCUUCUUCUUUGAAAACGAAACCGGUCGACGAGGAGGUCAACAGCGACGUACCAGCAACAGCACAAGCUGCAGCCACUUCCACUUGCGAAAAUGACGGGUCCUUCCAAACCCCGAAAAAAUCGCAAGCUGGGGCGGCAGCGGAUCUGGACAAUUUUCCAUCUCCUGGCGGUCUUUUUGAUUCCUACCUCGGUUUCAUGUUGGUCGAACGGGAGCUACAGAAAAAAGGAAGCAACGAGCAAGGACCAGUGCCCCGUCGGGGCAUACUCCUCGCCUUGGACUUAGAGCAAUACGACUACAGCCUGCAUUCCACAUCCCUCAUCCGCGCCACGGAAAAAACAGUGGUGGAACGGCUGCCGGGUACGACAUGCGAAGGUUUGAGUUGAGUGGUCGUAGAUUAGCUGCUGGGCGUACUAUUUACCGGGAGAAUUUCUAUUUUCUGAUAUGUAGUGGCUUGCAUUUAUAUGUAUUUUGAUUUUAUUCGAUUUUUUCAACAACAUUUCGGUGUUUCCAUCUCGGGAACAAGCAUGACAACCUCGUGCUGCGACUUGACUCCAAACUUUCCUGCAACACUGCUCCGCACGAAAAUUCGCGAAAGCGCGCUGUUAGAACUCCCCCACAUAGUCAUCCUGGUGGACGAUGCGGAUGACGAGCUGCUGGGCCCGAUGUUCGAAAAGAACCAAGAAAAAAAACCUGAUUACAAGAUCGAUUUGAUGGAGAACGGCGGGAAGAUUUGCGGGUGGCGCGUUCCGCUGGAGGAUGAGACCAGCAUGCUCCACGUGGCGCGGACCUUAGCCCGACUGCGCGAUGUGGACCGGUCCGCGUCCGGCGAGGAGGGAGAUACUUCGGGCAAGAAGAACCCCACCGGAACGACCAGUCCGCAACUGGGCUUCUCCCCCACUACUUCUGAGGCCAAGCGGAAAAACAUGCUCUUCGCGGUGGGAGACGGUAAUCACAGCCUCGCAGCGGCGAAGUGCGUCUGGGAAAGCGUGAAAACACAGCACCGCAUGACGGCCGAGCAGUCGGCGCGACAUCCCGCGCGGUACGCACUGGUGGAAGUGCAGAACAUCCACGACAGCGCCAUCGCGUUUGAGCCCAUCCACAGACUCGUGUUCGACGCAAAGCCCACGGAGUUGCUGAAUCGCCUGCGGAAGUAUUGUGAACUCAGCGAGCGCCGCGCGCGAAAUAUGGCGGGUUCCUCCCCGGGAGGAGGAAAAGUCGAUACUAGCGGCUCUUCGCUUUGCAGAUUUCUCUCCUUCACGUCUUUAACCGCUGCUGCACAGGCAAUUUUAUCUGGAGAGGAACAUGCUGCCGGCGGUGAAGCAGAUGGAACUCCAGCACCCGCGGAGGAGGAAGCGGAAGCAGUCCCUGCUGCUGACGAUAACGGAGAAGAGGUAGGAGACGUUUCAGGCAGUGGCGAGCCGGAGGCGAGUGAACUACAAGCAGAAAAAGACGUCGCAGCUUCCGCGGCACCGACUACCGUGUUAACCGCUCCCUCCCAGAAGUUCGAGUUCCAGCUGGUCGCUACCGACGCAGACAACUGCGGAACUAUCGUCAUUCAGGUGGAAGGCGCGAACAGCAAAAACAUGAGUGCCGUCGGGUUUUUGCAAACGUUCCUCGACGAAAACCCGGACUGGGAAUUGGAAUACGUGCAUGGAGAAGACGCCUUGCGCAGGCUCGUGGAGGCGAGCACCGCGACGAAGAGUCCGAAAGCGUCGUCCACUGGCGAGAAUGAAGACUUACCUGAGACUGCCGCGUCGCCAGUUGCAGCACCUGCAACCUCGAAGAGGAUGUGCUGCGGGCUUCUGUUACCCGCGAUCAAGAGCAAGACGGCCUUGUUCCAGAGCGUAAAUCGAUUCGGGACGCUUCCGCGGAAAUCCUUUUCCAUGGGUGAGGCGGACGACAAGCGGUUUUACGUCGAGGCGCGGCGGAUCCAGUUGCCCCAAUCGGUCCCGCCGUACCAAUCACCGCCGAAAUCGCCGCCGGCUUGGCAUCGGCACCACUGAGGGAAAACUACCUGCGCACUGUGAAGAUGGAGAACAGCCGCUAUCUUUUUUUUCUUUACACAAGUAGAGCAAAUCAGGUUUAUUCAUUUUUUUCUGGGCAGGCACUAUUUCGCUUAAACAUAGUCCCACAAGAGCCUCUCCUAAAGGGAUCUUCGCGCUGACGUGGUACACUUUUUCAUCUAUGGAUGCGGUGGGAGUCAGACACGAGAACAGAAGCUACAUUUCAUUCUCAAGCUUCUGGCAAAACAAAAAGAGUAGGCUACUUUCUUGAUUCAUACGGCUACUCGUGUUGUGCCCUUGCACAGAAAUGCGCUCUUCCAAGUGGAAGAGCGAUCGCC